UUUGAAGCGUGCAGCAGCUGACUAACGGAGCGGACGGAGUUUUUGUGUCGGAGUUGUGCUCGAUGUGUUUUGCGUGUGUUUCGCGUGAGCGGCAACUGAUCUGAUUGCUUUUGCUACUGGAGUGUGUAUGUGUGUUUUUUUAGUAUUAUUUGCAUCCUUUCUUCGCAAUUGCAAUCGGCGCAUUCUUGCCCAGAGAGAUUAGUCAUCUGCCGUCAACUCCGCGAGUGUGAAUCGUUCUGUGAACUCUGGAAAAGAUCAUCAUCACGGUUUAUUGUGACCCGUAGCAGUGUGUACAGUGCCGCUGUGUGAGAAGAGAGAGUGUUUAUGAUUUCGGUUUCUCAGAAGUGAUCAUUUUUGGAUUCCGCGUCUUGUGCAGCACACGAACCGGCGCAUACGUCGUCUCACGCCUAGCGAAGGACGCACCCCCACUGACUACCCUUGCAUUCCAAGAUUGCCAGAAGCUACUUACAAAGCCAGUACUCCAGCAACUCCGGCGAACCCGGAACUCUGAAGGAUCCAAGGCAACCCCGUCGGUAGCGACCAAUACGCACACCACCACCACCACUCCCCGUCCUGUCCCGUCUCGAUGGAUUGUCAAGGUCCGACGUCGGCAGUGCGUGCCGCGGCCGUUCCCGCCUCCGUAGGAUCAUCAAGGCUGGCACAGAUGCAGAUGCGAUUCCAGCAACGCCAGCAGCAGGAACGUGACCAACGGAAGAUAGAGCAGAUUGCCACGAGGACGACGGCAGUGGCGACAGCGACGACGGUGGUAGCAGCGAGCAAUGGGCGCACCUCGACCUCGACAACGACGACGGCUGCGGCGGCCACGUCGACGUCGUCGGCAACGGCAAUCACUAGCAGCAGCAGCAGCAGCAUCGGCGGCGGCGGCAAUGGGGCGGUUAGCGGUGGUACGUCGGGCGUCGGUGAGCUGACCGAGCGGCUCCACGCGACCAACCUUUCGUCCAGCUUGGGCGCUGGCAAGGUACGCCAAAUGUUCGAAGAACGCCGGCACCACCGGGUGGCCGGCAUCGACAAGAGUUACCCACUGCAACCGAUUCAGGCGAAGGCCGGCAGCGGUAACGGCAGUACCGCCGCCGCCGGCGUCACCCCUUCUACCACGACCAUCAUUGCCAAUGGCAACCACUCCACCAACGGCGCUAACAACAAUAACAUCCCGAACGGUGCCACCGAUGCGACUGCUGGUGGUACGGUUGGGCGCACCGGCAGCAUAACCAAGGGGGGUGGUGGUGGUGGUACUACCGCCACGAGCAUGAACAACAAACCACGUGUACCACCCAUCUCGGCCACCAGCCGUAAUCGGUUGCAGCAGCAACAGCAACAGCAAACUCAUCGAGCGAAUGCUAACUUGCGUCAGGAGCAGCAGCAGCAGGUUACACGCAGCACCGGUAACGUAGGCGACGCGCUCCCAAUGACCGAACAGGGGGUCGAAGAUGGUGGAUUCGACGACAACGAUAAUUUUCUGGAGCUGGAAAAGUUCCCAGAUAGCGGCGAGCUGGAUGGAGAGCUACUGUACAAUCAGGUGAACAACAAUGUAAACCAUUUUGGGACGACUUCCGCCAACGGAACCAGCACGACGCGCACAGCAACAGCGCAGAACGUAAACAGCCUGAAGCUAAAACCGGUACCAGGCCGUUCGGCAACGACGACAACGCCGGCAAGAACCAACGCAGGCACCCUGAAGAAGCAACCAUCGGCCACCGGAGGAUCAUUGUCACCGACUGCUUCGAUGCCGCGCACAGUGAACGGAUCAAGCAAAUCUGGUGCUGUCGCCAGCACCCAAGCCAGGACAACCAAAUCCAACGGUCCGUCCCGUGCCGUCACGCAGCCCAGUCCAGCCAGCUCGGCCGGUUCGGUGCGCCGUGUAUCGUCCACCCCUACGGAACGUUCGAGCACGAUGCUGACCGCCACCAGUUCGGCCCCAGGCUCUGCAGGAGGGGCGCUGCCCGAUGGUCCAGUGCCCGAAGGUCUCGCUCGGUGUGACAUCUGUAGCCGUAACUUUGCCGACGAUCGUAUCGAGAAGCACCGAACGAUCUGCCAGAAGACGAAGGCGAAAAAGCGCAAGGUGUUCGACGUGACGAAGCAGCGGGUGGCGGGAACGGAGGCGGAAAAGUAUGUCCUAAAGGCCAGGGGCAAGGGUGCCGGUGCCGGUGCCGCCCGGAAGCAAUCUAGUCAGCAGCAAUCGGGCGCAGGAGGAGCUGGCAAACCGAACAACUGGCGCAAGAAGCACGAGGAGUUUAUCGCCACUAUCCGAGCGGCGAAGGAACUGAAGGCGCAUCUGGCCAAGGGAGGCAAGCUGUCGGAUCUGCCACCGCCCCCACCGUCCGAGAAUCCGGACUACGUGCAGUGUCCGCACUGUUCGCGUCGUUUCAAUCAGACCGCCGCCGAUCGCCACAUUCCCAAGUGUGCGACGAUGCUGCACAACAAACCGAAACCGAAACCGAAGGCCUCGACCUCGACGAUGCGACGAUACUGAGACACAGCCGGUUGGUGGGCUGGCAUCCCAUUCCUAAAUUUUCCGUUCUUUAAACUAUACUCUACGAAGUCCUCUUUUGAUAUGACGCCAUAUUUGAUACCACUAAUCAUCCGCUUGCCCCUUACCCGGUUUUGAUACGAUAUAACGUGAAAGGCGGAUGGCUGCAUCCGGUGCGGUAGAAACAGAUGUCGGUUAAAGUUAGAUCCGAAUCACCGCAGCCACCAACAGGCCCCUAACCAUUGGAAUGGUCAUUCGGAAAACCGCAUCAUGUGCUAACCGUACCAACCCGAAAUGAAAUGAUAAUCACAACCAAAUGCUUCUAUUAACGUGUGUAUGCUGGAUGGAUGGCUGGGUGGCCUAUAUCCUGCCUGUCCCCGCCUAUCCCCCAAUUCCCGAGAAAUGGCUGUGUGUGACACAGGACAAUGCGACGCGAACGAUGUUCAAAUUGAUGUACUCUUGUGUGUUUGUGGUGUAAAAUUAAUAAAAGUAAAUCAUGCAGAUACAACAACAAC
This is a messenger RNA of Anopheles darlingi, 3003 nucleotides long. Its product is annotated as mucin-19. NCBI's taxonomy places the organism in Eukaryota, Metazoa, Arthropoda, Insecta, Diptera, Culicidae. The coding region runs from base 587 to 2491 and encodes 634 amino acids. The transcript has 6 exons. The record is from RefSeq and is a predicted model, not a curated record.